Molecule: messenger RNA, 4327 nt
Organism: Blastomyces gilchristii SLH14081
Lineage: Eukaryota; Fungi; Ascomycota; Eurotiomycetes; Onygenales; Ajellomycetaceae
Exons: 2
Coding region: 2081-3169 (362 amino acids)
Source: RefSeq, a predicted model, not a curated record
UUGACGGCUCCUUUAACUAACCCAGAAGAGUUUAUAAACUUGCUUGGAGAAUAUACUCUGUGUACCUUUUGAAAACCCAAACAUGCGGUCAAAGCUGCUACCGACCAACCCCACACCCAACAGACACAGCCUGGAACACAAAGCACACAAAGAUCUCCUGUUUAAACAUAGAAUAACCUCCGUUCCCGUCUCGAAUCCGAUGCUGAAAAAUGGCCUUUUUGAACACAUCCCACGAAAGUACCGCGGUGAUCCUACGCAGUACGAAAGAUUGACUGGAGUUUCUUUAAUGUGAAACUCAAAGGAAGAAAUCAUAACCACAGCAAAUCCUGGCAAAGCUAGCAUACAUCGUUGCCUAUCUUGCUCCUCGCCCUUUUUUUCCCUCCUUUUUUUUUGCACCGUCAUAGACAUAAAGCAUACAUAACUAUAAUAAAUACUUCAACUACGUUUCCCAUAUCUUAAUCAAGUGUAAGUGCGCUACGUUAGUACAUAUACACGUGCGCCGUGCAGCGACGAUAGGAAUUAUUUAGGGAUUCUAAUUACUCUGUAUAUAAAAUCCGAUUUGAGUUUCAGGAAAGUCUUCAAUGCAGUAUCCACUGAAUUACGUCUCGCUAAUGUUAGGAUCAAGAGACCUAGGCAAAGGCCAGAAGACCAUUAAAGGGGUCGUUCCUUAUGCGACCUCGCAUAUCAAACUAUAAUGAACUACCGGACAUACAUAUCGACUGAAUUGUCCCAGUCUCCUCAGAGUGAGAUGGGAUUUUGGAAGGGGGGCGAUACGCGAAGAAUUGGUAAUGCAGGAUAUUUUGAGUAAAGGAUAGAAACCGAGGGCGCCGCAUCCUGGCGUGAAUUUAUCAUGAGCAGCUCGACACCAAUGUUGCCAUGACUGAGAAGUUUCCUGUCAUUGUCUCGUGAAUCUACCGCUGGUGGCUUCAUCACCACGUAUCGAGGUCACAGCCGUAUGUAUACACAAGACUGUAUCGGACAGACAAGUUGGCUUGCGCGCGGUCAUCCAUUGCAGAUAUACCUUCGAUGGGAAGAUAUGACUGGGUUAUGGUUUGCGUUUUGUACGCGAAAGUCAGCUAAUUAUGCUGGUGCAAGACGUGGAAGAUUAGAGACCUGGGAGUGCCCAAGCUCUUUCUCAUGGAAACAACGGCGGAUGGGACAUAUGCUGAUACUGCCAACGAAUAGGUUUCGAAUCCCGGCAGGCUCGGUCGCAAACAGUGAUAGGGAGGACUAACUUGAAUCCCUUCAAGCCGUCGAAGCAAGUUUAGAAGGGCAUAUUGCAAUGUGAGUUAAACUUGUGAGGAAUUAGAUAUGGAUCUGCAUUCUGCAUGCUUCCGGUGCCAGUAUCUUUCCCUAUCUUGCAACUUCGAAUGACAGCAAUAUGUGAAGCGGUUUGGGAUAGAGAAUAUUGAUGUGAUAUGAUUCAAAUGUGGUUCACGAUCAUUAAGAGAGAAGAGACGCUCGGUCCUCAAUAUGAGAUAUCCAAGUGUUUUCAUGUACAUACAUAGGUGGUCGCGUCGUUCAUAACCCAGCUUCAAAAUGACAGGUUUGGAUCGUCUGGUGAAUAACGCGAGCAUAACCAACUACCCAAGUGCUUGGAUAGCUAGCUAUCCAUCUAUAGUAUUUAGAAUAAAGAUGGAGGUUAGCAACAUGGGUGGGAAGCUUUCAACCAGUACAAGACGCUGUCAUUUUUUUGGUCGCGUGGCAGUCAAACUGGGGCUGCCCUGCUUCCCUGCAAAAAACACCUCAAAACGAAACCUUCCACAGACCCAAGCUAAGCUUGUACAAGCACACAACCGCCCACUCCUCCGUCCCACCCUCCCACGAACAGGUCUCCGGGUGCAGGCAGGAUUUGAACUCUAGCUCCUGUAAUAGUUUUAUCCCUUUGUCCCUGCAUUCGUAUUCCCCUUUUCAUCAUUCUUUACACAUAAUUGAACUUUGCUCAAAAUCUUGCAAUCCACACCCAUAGUCACCAAUUUCCUCCGCCAGAGCAAUUUUUGUCCUUUGAGCCAACCACUCCAACCGACCUAUCACGAAGUCUGGCAAAUGACUGGCGAAAAUAACUAGCUAUCAAUACAAAAUGUCCGCCACGCAGCCUACUGGUUCCGUAAAGCGGAAAGUUCCUAAGCUUGAUGUUGCCCAGAUAUCCCUCAACCUCCAGGAUCGUCUAGGCCUGGCAAAGGUCCGCUACGAACGAACUCGUUGCCGCCGUGUCGAGCCGCUACAACAAAUCCAACAGGGUGGGAGAAGAGGUCCUAGUGAUGGUGAAGUUAUAUCAGAUUCUUCUUCAGAAAUGUGUGAUAGCCGCUACGAAACCCCUUUUACCUCGUCCCCUCUUCCAACGCCAAUGCUUCCAAACGAGCUCCCCAGGUCGUCACGGAGCAAACAUGCGGCAAUUUUCUUCCCCAGUUCCAUUGACACCAUCGGCCGUUCACGCAAGCGUGGCCUUUCCAGCCCUACAACAGAGCAACCUUCCAAGGCGACACGAAUCUCGUGGAACGCCGAGAAUGGGCUUCCGCAAUCGUCUCCCGUCUUCAAUCGCCCACAUCCUACAUAUCAUGACGAUCCCAGUUCAUUUGUUUCGGAGUCGGACACGAUCCCUGACGGGAAACACUCACCUGUUUAUCACGAAGCCAAGGAACCCGAACUUCCAACUGUCAAAGUACAUAAUAUUACUUCGUCAAGGAUCAGCUCCUCACCACCUCGCACUCCACCUCCGAACCGAAAUCACACUGCACGGAAUAACAGAGAGGCUGAAAAUGGGGAAGAUGGUGCAGAUCUUUUGUUGUUCCUUGCCAAUUCCCCUACUCCAGCAACUUUUCGAGGAAGAGCCAGCCCACAGGAUUUCCCCCCUUCAACCCCCCCAAGCCAACAAGCUGUCCUCCCUUCAUUGACCACCACACCUGGCGGAGGCGUUACCGCCAAUUUUGGAACCCCAACCCAGCAGUUCAAUUUCGCAGACUUCGUAAACGUUACCCCAAGCCCAGCACAGUUACCAUGGGGAGGACGAACGCCAGGCACCUUGUCGAGGACCCCACGUCCUCCAAAGGAAUUGAGAAAACGCCUUAAUUUCGAUUCUCUCGCUCCUCCAUUGGCCGGAAGCCCUUCGACAACACGUGAGAAAAGAGGAGCGUUGUCUUUACAGCUAGGAGAGGAGCUACGACCGUGAUAAAACUACUGUACAUCCAUUUUUUUUCAGAUUCACCUGGCAAGAACAUAGCACUUAACAAUACUUGCAUAAGGCACAUACGACACCGACAAUAAACUUUUUCUAGGUUCAACGAUACGGCAUAUCGAUUUUCUCUUCUAUCCGCCGGUCAUUUGUCCCCUUUCCCAAGACCAAUUCCCACACUGGCCCCGGCCUUUUCAUAAAUUCUUUCUUCCUCGACCUACGUUUUUUGCUUUCUCCGUUCUCUUUUAUUGUCUCGAAUGUACACGACUAAAAUUUCUCUUAUGUCAACUUCCUUUGUCAUUUCGCUUCCAUAUUUCAACGGAUAUUUGUACACCAAACGAUCACAUAUGACUUGCUCAGCUUUCUGAUAUUUGCCCUUUUCCAACGAGUUAUGGAUAGCGACAACCAAACGAGCUUUUUCCCUUCCCCUUCCCCCCUUUGCCCAUCAAUUACAGGAAGAAAUGUACGAUUUCACCACGCAAAUUAUGCAACUUUUGCUUAUUUUUCCUUAUUUUUUCCCCUUUUUGCUCCAACGCUGAAAGUUGAUGUUCCUUGCUUUGUCAUGUAUAUGCCCGCAAGCUCUUUUCUACUUGCCUGUUUGCAUUUCUUUACUCGACCCAACUACACGUCCGUCUAAUACUAAUGCACGUGAGUCCCAUUCGAAUGGGUACUUUGGACCCACUUAAGAAAGGACAUCAUGAAAAUAAUAUGAAAAGGAUUGGCAGACAAUAUUAGCCACCAACAUUCUCAUCUAUUUAUCUAUCCUGCCUAUUUUGGUGAAUGAUCAUGAAAUACUGAGUAGAGAAUUGACAUUUGUUAUCGUAUGAGCCAUGACAAUCGAACAAAAAUUAUACAAAAUCGCGAAAAGACGCGUGUGACGCGCUGCUUGGAUUUUUGGCCUCGUACCUACCACUUUAGGAAAUGAAGAACAAGACUAGUAUAGCUUUGUGUUAGCGGAUUAGGGUGUAGCGUGAUGAUUGGCUACAUGUUUUCUUUUCAUUGACUCGCAAUUUUUGGCUCUAUUUUUAGAUUUAAAGUUAUCUCCUCGUCUGGCCGUGAGACCAACGAUUAACGUGGGCUGUUAGCGUGUACAUUAGUGUAUUAAAUACGCGUAAACUGGCUAAUCUAAGAGAUUGCCUGUAUUGAGGUGUUUUG